CUUGCUGCCUGCUGCAACGCCAAACAGCAGCGAACGGGUACGCCCGCGUGUUCGGAUCGGGAGGGAGCUGCUCCUCCCACCUCUCCGUCAAGUCAUGGAGGCCGCGGUCGCACUGGAGGAUUGCUCAAACCAAACAAGGGGACGAGCAAAAUCAAGGGUAGUUCUUCUCCCGCUUCUUCUAGUAAACAUCUCACCGCGCACCAGCGUCAGGCAACCGAAGUCGCUCAGAUGAAAGUCGGCCUGGGUCUCACUUCAUCGCCGGCAAGCUAUAGUAGAGGUGCUUCAGCCGCUUCCUCUGCCUACCGCUGUGCAGCUUAUCUGAACGAAAAGCCCGCAGAAGCUGACUCCUACGAGCUGAAGUAUCGUGUUUACAAUCCGGAAGCGCACACCUCAGAAAUCGUGGAUGUCAACCGUCUACGGCUGAUCAGCGCCCCUGUGAUAAUUAAGGCUUCGCCUAAUCCAUGUUCGGAAGCAUCUACUUGAAGCUGUUCCAUAAGGGGAAAGGAGCCGCAAGAUGCGUCCCAAGAUGGAUAAGGCUGAGCUCUAAGGUCAGCUUGGUGGACACGUUUACGCAGAUCCUCCUUUCCCCUCUACACACCAGUGGGCUCGAAGGGGAACUAGCAGUAUCUGCCGUCACCGUCGGGCGUGGGCGAAGUUUCGACAUUCCUGGUCGGGAUGAAGAAGUGCCUCUUGUCACUACUAGCCGUGAUGAGGGGGGGCCGGUAGUCUUAAGGGUUGGAAGUUGACGUCGGCUCUUUGACCACCAGCAUUUCUAUGACCUUUUCAAUUGGGAAAAGAAUCAAUAGGAGAUAUGCGAGCUACAUCUGUCAACUGGCAACCGCUAAGAAUCGAGGAACCUUCAUCUCCGUCAGACAUGCUCAUCUCCAAAGAGAGAGAGGCAGCCAGACGUCAGAGAGCAGCUGAAGGCUCGCCGGAUCCGCUGGAUUCAGCUGAGGCUAAGCGUGUGUCUGACAUUGUCCUGAAACACGCACAGUCCCCUUCGGAGACGCCAGGCGCGUCAAGUGGCGGUGCAUCUCAUCUCCACAUUUCGUUUUCUUCUUCGGAGCACCAAUCUAGAAAAGGAACAGACGACGAGGAAGCAAAAAGCCAGAUAGAGCGACAACAUCAACAUGCAUCAGCAAGAGUGGGUACUACUGACGCCGUUGCGAAAGACGCCUUCUAUUCCACCAACGUGACACAGAGUACCAUUGCAACAUUGAUUAAGCGCGUCGUGAAUGUCUUGCAAGAAUCCACUGCCUUCGGCAAGGGCAUAGGCCAGGCAGAGGCACAUAAAAUUUCUGACCUGGUCUCCCAAAUGCCGAUGCCGGAAAGCACUUCUGCUAACGAACCGCGUACAGCAUGUACAACCUCGUUGGAAGUCGCAAGAGAUGAAGAUUACGAAAUCGGUCUUUCAUCAUCCUUUCUACUUGUGUAGCAUCUUCGUGAAGAGACCAACUUCAUGGGCCAUGAUAACCAAGGACUCCACGAGUGACUAUUGGAGUCCUUGGUUAUGACCCAAGGAUUCUCAGAAAUCCACUCACGAAAUUUACUGCACCAGGGGGAUGAUGAAAAACAACUUAAAGUAACCAUUUCUAAUUCUAAGAACAGGAGGAGGUGAGGUGGAGUAGGCAAGUAUCUAAAUCUUCAGAGGUUUCUUCGGCUGGUAUUGUAAGGUCGCAAGAAGCAAACAUUUUGAGGCGUCUUCACGAAAUUGAGAUGGCAGGCGCUCGCGCACCAACAGAGCAGUCGUCGAAUGUGUCCGAUGUAGACAACGUUACUUCCGGAAUCGCAGACCUAUCUGUCGGGGAAGAUGAGCAUCGUGAGGAUGAUCAUCAUCUUCAAGAAGGAAGAGGACCUCCACCUAGUACAGCUGCGGCGUCGUCGAAUGAGGAGAAGAUGACCACUCAGAAGACGUCGAUGAUUAAUUAUUGCAAGGUUGCUCUUCAUCAAUUGCGCAGUCCGAGCGUGGAUAUUCACGUGAGUGUAAGCGCCAUGCACAGAUUCUUCUUUCCGGACGCGGAUACGCGUCGCGUGAAUUUAGUGUGGGAUGUCCAUAAGGCGAUGAAGCCGGCAGUCGUUUUCCGCAUGCAAGAAGAGGACGACCAAUUCAAGCUUGCGCGCGUCCUCACCGCACGCCAGCUCGCGGUCAGUUCGGAAAAAUACCACAAAUUAAGGCAUAAGUACUCUGAUUCUCGGUCGUGUUUCUUUUUUAAGUGUAGGUGUAGUCAUUGGUAUCUUCGGAAGAAAAUACUAUCAAAAAGAUGUAGAUGAGAAGAUCAUGAGAACUUUUUUUUCGAGACAGAUGUCUGAAGAUGUAUUCAAUUUUGUAAUUGCUAUGCAUUGGUAUUGGAGUAUUUGAAGAGCUCAUUCUUGUCUAAACAAGGUAAUGCAGGACGACAUCGAUCUGGGGUUGCUUGAGGCGGCUGAGGAGAUGGGCUUAUCCUCAACACUUGUCUUUCCUGCAGACAAAAUAGUAGAUCUGUACUACAAUCCGAUCUUUGAAGAUCAUGGGGACGCAGAGGGUGAGGACGCGGAGGACGGAGACGGAAUCUCGAGCCUCAGCUCCAAACUGCGCAGUGCUACCUUGGAUGGUCGAGCGGAGACGCAACCGGAAAGUAAAGGCACAUCUUCUGUGCCCACUUCUGCAGUUGCUAGUAGUAUGAUCACAGGUUUGACUGGUACUACUGAUCGGACUCGGAGACGAGCACAGGCAGGUGGAACUACAGUUUCAUCUCGUGCUCCAGAGAAGGCAAGAACCAGAGAUGAUCAUGAGGUUGCUGCCAAACAACGCAGCGAUUCCACGUCAUCUAUGCAAGCAAUCAGUACUACUGCACAAGCCACCAGCAAAGACCUUCAAAAGAGUGAUCCUGACGCUAUUCCUGCUUCCAGAACUGAAGGAACCCCGAUAUCAACACCUACAACGAGAUACCGGAAUGUGAAACCGACCUUAACGCGUGAACAGGUGGAGCGAAUAGUUGCAGAAAAAAAACUGGAGGAGAUGGAAAGCGGAGCUGCUGAUGAGGCUGCGAAGAAGCAAAACGAGAAGCCACUAGUUGUACCAAAGGGAGUUGCUGAUGGAGAGGUGGUCGACGAAAGCCGUCCGAAAAUGGCAUAUACUUCUGGAGCACGCGGUGAUCCAAGUCCAGCGCUCCCAUCAGUUGCCGGUAUGAGCGGCGAAGCAGCUUCCUCACUGGGCAAUAACACGUCACAUGGGCCUCCUCAACAGAGUAGUACUGAUCCUCCACGAGAAUUACGAUUAGAGGCUCCUGGAAGUAUCCGCGAGUUUCCGGCUCUAAGUGAGGGCGAGGACAAGUUGGAAGCGCUCUUUUUCACUUUACGGGGAGAAUCCAGCUUCGAUGAGCGGACGCAUAUCGCACGCCCGCAGAUAUACAGCCGUCGAAAGGAUGCGGGCCAUGUGGGCAUAGUCGAGCCGCUCUUAGCCGAAAUGCUUAACGCCCGUGGCCUGAUGGGCAUGCAGGAGAGCCUGCUAGCCGACCACGGGGCCGCGUUCGCCAAACGUCACGGCAUACAAGCGUCUUCACAAGUACAGCAGGAUGCUAGCCCGAAUAGCAGCGGAUCCGCAUCUUCUGAAACACCAACAGGCGGCACCGGACAAACGGCCACCGAACAGGCAGAACGAAAAAGGAGGCGCACACAGGAGUUGAUCGUGAGCAGAACGGCCGCAUCUUUUGUCUUGCAGAUCCAAUCGGCGUUUGCUGGAUCGCGGUACCCGCAUAUGCGGGAACGUGUCGUCGCCUCCCUCAUCGUUAAGGCUAACCACGACGUGAACGCAUUCUCACUGCGACGUUUCUUCGAGACAAAAUUAGAUUUUCUUCCUACAUUCACUUUGUGAGUUUCCUCAUCACCAGUUAGAUUAUUUCAAGAUUCUGCAAGAACAUCAACAACAACACGACUCGUCUAACAUUCAGUCCUCUAGGACCUCAGCCAUUGCUAGUGGGAA
Messenger RNA from Amoebophrya sp. A25, 3961 nucleotides. The record is from the annotation of a GenBank genome assembly. Lineage: Eukaryota; Dinophyceae; Syndiniales; Amoebophryaceae.